Messenger RNA from Cydia amplana, 949 nucleotides. RefSeq lists its product as uncharacterized. NCBI's taxonomy places the organism in Eukaryota, Metazoa, Arthropoda, Insecta, Lepidoptera, Tortricidae. The transcript is spliced from 6 exons. The record is from RefSeq and is a predicted model, not a curated record. Bases 1 to 948 code for a protein of 315 amino acids.
AUGGUCCUUUUAUGCAUCGAAUAUCCAAACGUGACGGAUUUAUCCAAACCGCCUAAAGGAUGGUUCAAAUUAGGAUCUCAUACGCUGGCGGCGUCCUACAUUUCAGCCACCAGCAAACAGGCCGGGGCGGCGGCUGACGCCCGAGAACGCUUCAAGGCGAAUAAAUAUAGUUGUCUCGGCGCACACUACGAAUUUGUAGCCGUUGGCGUCGAGACACUAGGUCCGUGGGGUAGGGGGGCUCGGGGGCUCCACAAGGCGCUCAGCAAACGCCUAAGGCAGGCCACAGUCAAUCCCCUGCCGUUUCCGGCCUGCAAAGCGAACGACAUCGACUGCCUCCGCCGCGGCUUCAGAACUUUCUUCUUUCUGAUGGAAUCUGGCCAUAUGGGUAUGCGCCCGAUCGACCCGGCCGUAGUGAACAGUGUGGCCGUGACCUUGCCAGAGCAGCACGUGUCAUUCCUGCUAAGGAGGGUCAACGUUACCGGAGCUAAGUGGACGAAGCUCGCAGAACGAAGGUUUCACGUGCACGGGGGUAAAAGUGGGGCCAUAUUCAACAGCGACCUUCAUGUUGGAGCCGAGAUAAUCAUGAAAGUUGCAGAUAGGGUGGAUCCAUAUACAUCCUACAUAACUAUGGACAUACAGGAGGUAGAAAGCAACAUCACCUACACCUGGGCUGGCACUAACGUGAACAAUGAAGACUACAUCCUAAUCGGGCCGGAGCGAAUCGCAGUGAGGAAUCGACGCACGCCUACGUAUUUCCUACAGCCGAUUAACAACAACUUCCUGGACGUGAACAUGAUUGAGGCUGGUCUCCAGGCGAAGACCUCAAUACUGGACCAUUUCUCCAAUGAGAUCGUCACAGCAAUCAUGCAUGCUGUGGUGGAUAACUUCAGGCUCUUUGCAAGGAAGAUACCAGUCAAAUAUUAUUACCAGUACAGUUCUUUCAUUUAGU